AUGCCAAAUCGCUUUCGAAAACGUUCUCAUAUACUUUAUAUACUUGUUACACUUAAUAUUAUUUUUUUUCUUGUGGUUUAUCGUCGUCUUAUAUUAAUAACUUCAUCAUCAGUAAUAUCAUCCGUUGAUUUAUCAAUAGCAUCAUUCAAUGAAAAUAAUUUAGAUGGACAAAAUGAUUUAUAUUCAUCAUUAUCUUCAUCUAUUUGUUAUAUACCUACAUUUGAUCCAUGGGAUCAAACUGUAGCAAAAACAAUACGUAUUAAACCAAUUUAUCGUUGUCCAAUGAAUAAACAAAGUUUAAUAAAUAUUAUUGAUAAUACUCAAUUAGUUUUUAAUCAAACAGUUAAUGAAACAUUUUAUUCAUCAUCAAUAACACAUUGUGUUUAUUUAAAAGUUGGUAGAAAUUCAGAAGAAAAAUUUUUUCGUGAUUGGUCUUAUACCUUAUCUGAACCUAUAUUAAUUGUUAAUGGACGUACAGAUUCAAUUACAGAUGUUGAUUUUGUUCUCACACGAUGUUAUAAUGAUAGGCAAGGAUAUUUUAAUGGAACAGAAUUUUGUGGUUAUAAAUGUUUGAAUACUAUUAAAAUAAAUCCAGUCGAUAAAAAAGCUUCACCAACAACACCGAAAAGUCCUGGACUUGUCUAUGAAUAUAUUCAUCCAUUAAUACGUCUUAAAAAACCGCGAUUUUCACGUGAUGUAUGGUUAAAUAAAGAAAAUUCCAAUUGGAUUUCAAAAUUAUUACCAUCAUCAUUAUCAAAUCGUUCACCGCCAUCUGUAAUUAUGGUUAUACUUGAUGCUGUAAGCGAUUUACAAGCACGUCGAGCAUUACCGCAAACACUUUCAUAUUUAAAAUCUCAAGGUUUAUUUACAUUUCAACGUCAUGCAAUUGUUGGUGAUGGUACAUUUGAAAAUAUUGUUCCCAUGUUAUUUGGUCAACCAUCAACUAAUUAUCAAAAACCGAAUAUGAAUGAUAGUCGUUAUGAAUUUCCUCGAACAGAAAUAAAAGUUGAUAAGAAAACUAAAAAACGUUAUCAAAUUAAAAAAAUUGUUCAUUAUCCAGGACCUUAUGAUGAUUAUCCAUUUAUUUUAAAAAACUUUUCAAAAUUAAAUUAUACAACUUUUUUUAGUGAAGAAUGGCGUGAAAGUGCAUUUUAUAAUUUAAAAAAUGGUUUUCGUCAACAACCAACAGAUUUUUAUUUACGACCUUAUUGGUUAGCUUUAUAUGAAACAAUGUCCUAUAAUAAAUAUGGAGGAAAUUCAAAUCCUAAACCGUGUUAUUUAAAUAAAUUAUUACAUUUUUUAUCGUUAGAUUGGCUUGAAAGAUUUCUAACUGUUCAUCAUAAAACACCAGAUUAUCCAACAUUUGGUAUUAUGAAAAUGAAUGAAAUGAGUCAUGAUUAUUUAGAAAGAUUAUUUUGGAUUGAUUAUGAUUUAAAAAAUUUUUUUGAAAAUUUAUUUCAAAAAAAUUUAUUAAAUAACACAAUAUUAAUUUUUUGUGGUGAUCAUGGUCAUAGACAACAUCGUUUACGGCAAACACGUAUUGGAAGUUUUGAAGUUAAAUUACCAUUUUUUUCGAUGUUAUUUCCUCAAUCAUAUAAACAACAAUUUCCACAAGCAAUGAAAAAUUUAAAAAAUAACGAACAAAUGUUAACAUCUUGGUGGGAUGUUUAUGAAACGUUAGCAAAUAUUUUAAAAAUGGUUGAAGAACCCAAUAUAUUUGAUCCACUUCUAGUCAAUUGGCGUUCAACAACAACAGGUAUAUCACUUUUUCAUCCAAUACCAGAACGAAAUUGUUCAUCAGCUGGUAUUCCCGAAAAAUAUUGUCCCUGUUCACGUAGUACUCCAUUAGAUAUAACAUUACCUGUCAUUAAAGAAUUAGCAUUAGCUAGUAUUGAUCAUAUAACUAAUGUUAAAUUAAAAUCGCAUAUGCAUCUAUGUCUUCCACUUGAACUUAAAACAAUAAUUCGAGCUGAAGUUGAAAAAUUGGUCAUACCAAAAAUAGUUAAUAAUAAAACAGCAGCAGUUAAUUUUACUCAUUCAUAUACAGUUCUUUUUGAAGUAUCACCAUCGGGUGGUAUAUUUGAAAGUCGUCUUCUUUAUCAUGAACAAACAAAAAAAAUACAGCUACAUAGUGAUAUUCUUCGUGUUAAUCUUUAUGGUCAAACAUCAGCAUGUAUUCAAGAUAAAUAUGAAUUACGUUCUUUUUGUUAUUGUAUUUCCUAUCAUCAAAAAUUAAAAAAUAAUCAAUCUUCAUCUAUUACAGUACAAUACGCAUCUAAUACAACAGUAAUCAAUUCAACGACAACUAUUAAAAACUGA
Adineta steineri is the source of this 2319-nucleotide messenger RNA. The record is from the annotation of a GenBank genome assembly. NCBI's taxonomy places the organism in Eukaryota, Metazoa, Rotifera, Eurotatoria, Adinetida, Adinetidae.